GUUUAUGUAUAUUAAGUUUGCAAUAAUCUUUAUUCUGAUUUUCACAUCCUUCACUUAAACAACUGGACAGGAUUGCACUGAGUUAAGUUGCAUAGCUACUGGUGCCCUCAAACAACAGUACACAACAAGAGUGCCUUAAAAGUGUAUGGAAGGUAUACUAGAGGAUAAUGAAUUAAAUUAGGGUAUUUUUGGGGAGGACAAUCUUGCUAACCUUGUAAACCUAUUUAGGGUGGACAUUAUGCUUGCACGUCUUAUUGGGGAACUGGUACAUUAUAUUGUUUAUCUGGAUGGACAAUUCUAAAUGGGUAUAUAAUAUAAAAUACGUACAUAGGGUUUGUGUGAAUUUGCCCAAUGGAUGCUUAACCUACUAGUUAAAUCAGGAUUAGAAUGCUUAUGUUUGUGGUUCUUGCGAUACUGGAUUCACUCUGAUAGCAGGAGUGUGUGUAUAAAAUUAAGAAUGUGUCACUUACAGCAGUACUAGAUAUGUUUGUACUUAAUGCCAAUAGGGAUACUAUUUAAAUUGGGAUUAUAUACCUGAUGUCUCCUCUGCUAGUGACAACUAUUAUAAUUAUUUUGGCAGCUUUUGUAAUCCUUGCAGUAUUCCAAGUUGUGCAAAUUGUCCCUCAGCGUAAUCAUAUGCUUUAAACUUAGUAAUACUUGUACUUAAUGCAAACCUGGAUUCUUUUGGUCAUUUAGUGGCUUAACAUCCACUUCAGUAACAUCAGGAUCUGGAACAUGUGAAAAAUGUCUUGAUAAUUGUAUAAAUUGCACAAACAAUUCAAAUUGCACACAAUGUUCUGAUGGUUAUUAUGCAAAUACAGUUAAUGGUAUAACAACAUGCUCUUCAUGCUAACCUUCAACAACUUGUGUGAAAUGCAGCAAUUCAACAACAUGUACUUAAUGUCUAAGUGGUUAUUAAUUAUUAAACCCAACUUCCUGUGAGAAAUUGUAUGAUGGCUGCACUUAAAUGGAUACGAAUAAGAAUUGCACAUCUUGUUAAAGCAAUUAUAUAUUGAAUGCAUAAUCACCAAAAACUUGCACACCUUGUGGUACAGGAUGCGCAACUUGCUAAUUAAAUAAUAAUAUAGCCACUUGCACUGCAUGCCAAGAAUUUUACUAUGCAACCAAAGAUUCCAAUGGAAUAGUCACUUGUGCUGAAUGCAAAUCCUAUCCACAAUCAACUGGCUGGCUGAGAUGUGGAGGUCCAAAUGAUAAUCCAUCAUACACAACGGUUUAAGCAACCCAAUGUAUUGAUGGCUAUUUCUUGGUUAAUAUCACAACCAAUAAUAUCACCACACCCACUUGUAUUGCAGCCAUUCCUUCAUCAGCUUGCCUGACACUAACCACUACAUCCACUAACACAAAUAAUGUCUGUGCUACAUGUGUACCUAAUUACAGUCCCUAUAUUGAUGGAACAUGUUUAUCUUGUCCUCCUCAAUAAGGAGCCAAAACACAACUCUCCAGUCAAUGUAAUAAAUGCAGUGGAUCAUCCACAACCAAUAUCUCUUGUGCUGGAUGUAGUCAAAGAUAUUUCCUUUAAUCUGCAAAUUCAGCAGUGUCAGCCACAUGUGCCACUUGUUCAGCUAGUGGUGGGUGUCUUGAGUGUUAAUCCAAUCUUAAUUGUACUAAAUGCGAUGUUGGCUACUAUAAGACUGGGGAUUCUAACAAUUCUGUUUGUCAACCUUGCCUCAAAAAUUGUGCUGUUUGCACUGAUUCAAUUGUAUUCUUAAAUCAUAUUGUAGAAAUGCACAACUUGUAUGGAUGGCUACUUUGCUUACACUGGUUCAUAAACAGCUUAAUCUGCUUGUGUGGCUUGUUAGUUUGGAUGUGCUACCUGUAAUAACCCUGGAAAUUCAUGUUAAUCCUGCAUUGAUGGAUAUGUUCUCUAGAGCGGUGGCUGUGUUCCUUUGAAUUAAGCCAAUUGUGCCGUCAAACUCAACUCUACAACAACAACAACUAUUCAAACCUAUAAUUCAAAUGGCUGUAGCAUAUGUAAAUAUGGAUUUCAUAUGAUAUCCAAUCGUUGCUUUUAAUCAGUUCAACCUUAUGCAGGAGUAUUUAAUAUCUUAUCUUUAGUUUGCUUAUAAGCAAUUAAGCGAAUAAACAGUCAUUAAUGACACUCCACAAUUUGGAUUUAUUUUGACAUCGAUAUUCAUAAUGUUACAAUUCAUUAUUUGAAAAGGGA
Messenger RNA from Paramecium octaurelia, 2185 nucleotides. NCBI's taxonomy places the organism in Eukaryota, Ciliophora, Oligohymenophorea, Peniculida, Parameciidae. The record is from the annotation of a GenBank genome assembly.